This is a messenger RNA of Glycine soja, 1234 nucleotides long. RefSeq lists its product as uncharacterized. The coding region runs from base 104 to 1009 and encodes 301 amino acids. NCBI's taxonomy places the organism in Eukaryota, Viridiplantae, Streptophyta, Magnoliopsida, Fabales, Fabaceae. The transcript is spliced from 3 exons. The record is from RefSeq and is a predicted model, not a curated record.
GACUUAGCAUGCCUUUAUCUUUGAUGGCUUGGAAGUGUUCCGUAGCUCUCCAAGUGACUCCCUUCAAACACCCCUCCUAUUUGGACACACAGAUUUCAGCAAGAUGCAAGAAAUGUCUCAAGAUGUCGGCCCGAGGGAGAUAUUUAGCAUAUUAAAGCACGCAUUAACCUCCAAAUCUCCACUAAGUGAUGUAUUCAUUCCAAACAGAAAAAAAAUUGAGCCAUCGUACUCUUUCUCACCCGAUACUGGCCCGAGUCAUUGGAAAGGUUCUGUAGAAAUCAAGCUAAUGGUGAGCAAAUCAAAGAACAAGGUUCUGUUUGCUGAAGCAGAUGGAGAUUUCGUUGAUUUUCUAGUCAGCUUCCUCACAACACCUCUUGGAUCUAUUCUGAACCUUAUGAAUGGCAAAUCAUCGUUGGGAAGCAUUGAUAACUUGUACGCGAGUGUGAAGAAGCUCAAUGCAUCAUGGUUCAUAGGGUCAUCAAACAAAUCCUUACUGAAUCCAAGGGUCGCUCCUCAAUUUGGUUGUGGGAGCAAUCCACUAAAUGCUUCACAAGAAUACACUCCUACGUAUUGGUAUGGCACUGUGGUAGUGAAAGAUAACAAUGAGGGGCGUACAAUGAUUUCAGAGAAAAAAGAAAUGUUAGAAUAUCCAGCAAAACUGAAACUUUUUGAGCCAAGAUGUUAUGAUGGAGCAAGAGAAGCUGCUGUGGGAUUUAUGAAGAGGCCGUGUCUAUUUGUUGUGAGCGAUGAUCUGAAAGUGAGGCAAUUGACAACUACUUCUAGCAUUCAGUAUAUGCAAGAGCUGGGGAAUGUCAAGUUUGAUGAUUUGAAGGAACAUAUGGUGGAAAUCAGGAAGUCACAUGAGGCACUGAACCUGUUGAGGGCGUCUUUGACAUCCAAAGAAGUUGGUUUGAAACGGAGCCUAUUUAAGAAGUGGAAAUGCCAAAGAUGCAUUCCAUUUUGGGAUUCCAUUUUGGGGUGUGUUGGGAUGGAAGAAAAUGAGACAUAGAAAAAAGAAAAAAACAAGAGGGAGAAAUUGAGAGGUAGUUAGUGCUAUGACGAAUAAAAAAAAAAAAGAAUAUCCAGCUGAGACAGAAAAGCGAUGAAAGAAAUGGGUAUAUGUUUUUAUGUUUAAGUAAAUUAGAUGGUCAUCUAAUAUUUAAUUAUCUUGUUCUAGUCAUUUGAAUGUUGGAUUGUUGGUCCAUAAGUGUAAAUUGUUGUUAGGGUCUCACAA